This is a messenger RNA of Iphiclides podalirius (scarce swallowtail), 1431 nucleotides long. Lineage: Eukaryota; Metazoa; Arthropoda; Insecta; Lepidoptera; Papilionidae. The record is from the annotation of a GenBank genome assembly.
AUGAAUCCUAACGAACCAGCCUAUCGGGACAGUGGCACGUUGUCGAAUCUCAUAAGUGCUAACAUCACCGCUUUCACAAACGACAGUGAAGUGACCCAAAGGAACCUAUUCGACCUUUACGAAGUGUACAGGAACAAGGAGAGGGAGCAACUAAGCGCGUACAGAUCCGUCGCUUACGUGUUCGGCGCCGUGAUAUUUCUCAGCAACCUGACCGUUGUUGUAUCUAGCGGUCUCAUACUAAAAAAAGGACAACAACCAAAAAGCACAUACCUCCUGCUGGGCAAUGUCUCUCUCGCCGACACAAUCAUCGGGAUAUCCAUAAUAUUUGGGGCGAGCGUGGAGAACUCGUCCAGUUCAAAUCCGUUAUGCAUUUUUCAAAUAGGGAUGCUGGUUUGCCCAGCGAUGGUGUCGAUAUUCAGUGUCGGCAUGAUCGCCGUGGACCGGUACAUCUUCAUAUUGCACGGGCUCUAUUAUCAGAGAUGGUGCAGCACAACCAAAGUUAGGAUAAGCAUCGUGUGCAUAUGGAUGAUCGGUGUCACUCUCGGAUUCAUGCCAGCCACCGGAUGGAUAAACAAGGAGCUUGUUAAAUCCAAGUGCGCCUACGUCUCCCUUUUCCCGGGGAUCCUUAUCCUAAUCAAUUCCCUCCUUAGCAUAGUUCCGAUUAUACUGGUCGCUGUUCUGUACUCGAUCAUUCUCGUGAAGGCGUUGAAGAACGUCGACCAGAUCAAUACGACGAUGAAAACUGUUAGGGUUAGAUCGUCCGACAAUACCCCCGAAAUGAGGAUAUACCGCGGUCACGGUAAAGCAACUGCCCACUCCGUCAAAUGCGCACCGAAGGCCCAUAAGAGUGUAAUAAAGAGGAGCGCAUCGUUUGAAGUAAUUGACAUACGUAAACCGUCUCUAUUAAAGCAUCUAAAAGACAAGUCGAGGAGCAUAGAAAAUCUCAGUAACGGUCAGAAUGAAGAGUUAAACAAAUUCACCGCUGUACCUGUAAAUAGAAAUACGUCCAACGUUAGCAUUUUCACAAUCAGUACCCCGUCCACGCUGAACGGGCCGCUGACCGAUGAUCGUCAUCCGCCGAACAAAAUCGCCAAAGCACUAACAAACUGCAAAAUCCGUCAUAGAGAACGGAUCAAAGAGCCGAACAAGUGGAGGGCGAUCAUAAUAGUUAUGUUGACAACGGGCAGUUUCAUAUUCACUUGGAUCCCAUUCUUCAUAACGGUCAUAUUCUUUGUGUUCUGCGAGGACAAACUGGUGAACCCGGAAUGCAUCGACCUGAGAAUACUGCUGCGUGGUCCGAUUGGCGCUUUGGCAUUCUGCAACAGCAUUUUAAACCCUCUGAUAUAUGCCUGGUGGCACAAAGGAUUCCAGCGGACAGCAAAGAUGUACUUCCAUAAAUAUAUCAAGAGAAUGUUCACGGAAACCUACCAC